Molecule: messenger RNA, 324 nt
Organism: Acaulospora morrowiae
Lineage: Eukaryota; Fungi; Glomeromycota; Glomeromycetes; Diversisporales; Acaulosporaceae
Source: the annotation of a GenBank genome assembly
AUGAAUACAAGCGGGGAACAAGCGAAAGCGGGAAUUGGAGCAAAGUGGAGGAAAGCAAGAAUGGGCGAAAAAGAAACGGAAUGGGUAUGGAGCAAGAGCGAGGGAACGGGAUCGAGCGAGGGAACGGAAUCGAGCGAAGGAACGGGAUCAAGAGAGAGAAUAGGAUCAAGAGAGAGAACGGGAUCAAGAGAGGGAACAGGAUCAAAAGAGGGAACGGGAUCAAGAGUGAGGGCAGGACCAAGAGUGGGAACGGGAUCAAGAAUGGGAGCGGGAUCAAGAAUGGAAAUAGAAGCGAGGGGAACGGGAGAAAAAGAGAGGGAAAGG